Molecule: messenger RNA, 2547 nt
Organism: Cryptomeria japonica (Japanese cedar)
Lineage: Eukaryota; Viridiplantae; Streptophyta; Pinopsida; Cupressales; Cupressaceae
Product: L-type lectin-domain containing receptor kinase IX.1-like
Exons: 6
Coding region: 1-2547 (848 amino acids)
Biological process (GO): protein phosphorylation
Cellular component (GO): plasma membrane
Molecular function (GO): ATP binding; protein kinase activity; carbohydrate binding
Source: RefSeq, a predicted model, not a curated record
AUGGCUCUGGUUUUCUCAGCUCUUUGUUAUGUAACCGCCCAAGCAGGAACCAGCGUUACUUUUAGUUUCCCACCCGACGAUGACUCCGUUGAUAGCCAUAUCAGGCUCUUCUAUGACGCCUACUUUCGGCCCUUUCAAGGAGGUGUCAAACUCACCACUACUAGAAACAACAAAACUUACAGCGCCGGUUGGGCGGUUUACGAUAGUUCGAUUCCAAUAUGGAGCGACACUUUAGGCGACGUUGUAAGUUUUACCACACACUUUCAAUUCAUCAUUAAACCAGAUGACAACGAGUUCGGCUCAGGAGGAGGGCUGGCUUUCUUUAUGGCGCCGGUGGGAUUCAAGGCCCCGGAGCUCUCCGCUGGAAAGUAUCUGGGUCUCUUCAACAAUAACACAGUGGGCAACCCUGCAAAUCAGCUACUUGCCGUAGAAUUCGACACAGAUCAAAAUUCCUUUGACCCCAACGACAACCAUGUGGGAAUCGAUGUCAACACAGUGGUUUCUGAGGCAAAUGCUACGGUGAUGGAUGGAAGUCUCAGAGACGGGAAAAUAUGGGACGCGUGGGUGGAUUACGACGGGAAAGCGAAGAAGCUUCAGCUAUUUUUGUCACAUAACAGCACGAAAUUAGCUGCUCCAAUUUUGUUGCAUGAUUUAGAUCUGGCGAAGUUUCUCCCUCAAAACGCCAUGGUUGGCUUCUCGGCUUCUACUUCGUUGGGAACAAACCGUCAUACCUUGCUCUCAUGGAAUUUAUCCUGUAAGGCCUCCUGGAAUGCUUCCUCCAUGCCUAUCCAGGGUCCAGGAAAUGAAAUCCCGGAAGUUGACAUCCAGGGUCCGGCAACCGGAGUCCAGGACAUAGAGUUCAAAGGAAAAGCCUCUAACAUUAUUCUGAUAGCAGUUAUCGUUCCAGGCUUGGCCUUAUGUCAAGGGCCAAGAAAGUUCACAUUCUCUGAGCUCAGCGCCGCCACGAAAGGCUUCAGAGAGGAAGAGAAGCUUGGGCGAGGAGGCUUCGGCUCUGUGUACAAAGGGGUUUUGCAGGAGUCGCGGGAGGUCGUGGCCGUGAAACAUAUAUCUGAAGCAUCGACACAGGGAAAGAAGGAAUAUGUUGCAGAGGUAAACAUAAUCAGCCGGCUCGGGCACCGCAAUCUGGUGCAGCUUUUAGGAUGGUGUCAUGAAAAGGGAAAGUUCGUUUUAGUCUAUGAGUUUAUGCCAAACGGAAGUCUGGACAAGCACAUUUUUGGGGAUUCCCCUGUUCUUUACUGGAACCUCAGAUACAACAUUGCGUGCGACAUAGCCUCAGCAAUUGUUUAUCUUCAUGAGGAUUGGGACCAAUGUAUUCUGCACAGAGACAUCAAGUCCAGCAAUGUGAUGUUAGAUUCCGAUUUCAAUGCAAAGCUAGGGGAUUUUGGGCUAGCGCGGCUUGUGAAGCGCGAUAUUGACGCAGCUUCCCACACCACGUUGGUUGCAGGGACAUUGGGAUACUUGGCACCUGAAUGUUUUGUGACAGGAAAGUCAAACCGUGAGUCCGAUGUCUUCAGCUUCGGAGUUGUUGCUCUGGAAAUAGCCUGUGGAAGGCGGGCUUUGGAUCAGAGGCUGCAAGAGAAUCAUAACAUGAGGCUCAUUGAUUGGGUGUGGUAUCUACACGCUGAGGGUAGAAUUUUGGAAGCAGCGGCCGAGAGCCUCCGAGACUCCAAGGCCAGGCCUGCAAUGAGGGAGGUAAUCAAGGUUUUGAGAUUGGAAGCGUCAUUGCCUUGUAUUCCACUUAGCAUGGCAGUAGCUUUGUAUUUGUCUGCCGAUCCCUUGCAACGCAGUGAUGAGUUAAGUUCCGCCACUUUGUAUAGAAGUUGUUUGGCGUCCAGCUCAGGCACACCCACGCUACCUUCAGAAGAGUACUCCAAAAUCACAGUUUUCUCCAGGAGAGGGAAAAGGCAGGUCGAUGGAGGCCCCGUGGCAGCCAACACCGGCGCCGCAGGCACCACCGCAGGUGCUACAGAUGGCACCACUGCGAGCGCCGAGCAAUUUACCGUUCUUCAAUCUCAGGAGCGUUUCCCGAAGACAUGGAUGCUAAUACCCCACCUUACCCAGGCAGAGCGAGAUCACAUUAGUAGAUGUGGUCUGUCUUCCCUUCUUGACAUGCCCCAGCCCCUGAUAAACCAGGGAUUACUGAUAGCUUUAGCAAAGCGCUGGCAUAGUGAACAUAACACAUUUCACUUGCCGACUGAAGAGAUGACGAUGACACCCGAGGAUGUCUACCAAAUUUUGCAGAUCCCUGUGAUGGGUGAUUUAGUAUAUUAUGAUCUCAGCGAGAGGGGUGGGACAGAGGCACUUUGCCGCGUGUUUGAGGAUGACAAGAUCGGCGGGUAUGAUAUUGCGUGGCAGGAGAUGUUAGAGCUAGGGUUUCCGAGGUUGACACGUCCGGAUGAGCCAGAGCCAGUUUUCGAUGAAGAUGAUGAGAGGCCACGAUGCAGAGCUCCUAGACGACAGAGGGAUGGUAGAGAUAGAGAUGAUAGCAGAGAUGGAGAUGGAUAUGGAGGAGAUGCAGGAGAUUAG